This is a messenger RNA of Peromyscus eremicus (cactus mouse), 453 nucleotides long. Its product is annotated as peroxisome proliferator-activated receptor gamma coactivator 1-alpha-like. Gene Ontology annotation, cellular component: nucleus. The coding region runs from base 1 to 453 and encodes 150 amino acids. The record is from RefSeq and is a predicted model, not a curated record. NCBI's taxonomy places the organism in Eukaryota, Metazoa, Chordata, Mammalia, Rodentia, Cricetidae. Gene Ontology annotation, biological process: positive regulation of transcription by RNA polymerase II. The transcript has 2 exons. Gene Ontology annotation, molecular function: transcription factor binding.
AUGGCUUGGGACAUGUGCAGCCAAGACUCUGUAUGGAGUGACAUAGAGUGUGCUGCUCUGGUUGGUGAGGACCAGCCUCUUUGCCCAGAUCUUCCCGAACUUGACCUUUCUGAACUUGAUGUGAAUGACUUGGACACAGACAGCUUUCUGGGUGGACUGAAGUGGUGCAGUGACCAAUCAGAAAUCAUAUCCAACCAGUACAACAAUGAGCCUGCAAACAUAUUUGAGGUAAGCAUCUCCUCUGGAGAAUUUAACUUCUCGUCGACCUUGGCGUGGGCCAAACCGACGCGGUGCCAUGCCUGGACACAUAGGUGCUCUUACAUUGUUGCCAGUAGGCAAUUCGUCAUCGCAGCUAGAGAAUUUCUAUGUUAUGGAAACACCAUGCUUGUUACGUUAUGGAAAACGGUGCUUUUUAGAAUGAAGGCGCUAAGGCCUGACAGCAGAGUGUGUUAA